Molecule: messenger RNA, 1191 nt
Organism: Oncorhynchus gorbuscha (pink salmon)
Lineage: Eukaryota; Metazoa; Chordata; Actinopteri; Salmoniformes; Salmonidae
Exons: 11
Coding region: 1-1191 (396 amino acids)
Biological process (GO): defense response
Cellular component (GO): extracellular region
Molecular function (GO): cytokine receptor binding
Source: RefSeq, a predicted model, not a curated record
AUGACACUUCAGACUGUCACUUGGAUGAGCGCCUUCCUCUGCCUCGCACAAGUUUGCUCCAUGCCCAUGCCUUGCCAGCUACAAGGACAGCUGGUGCGAAUAACCCACAACCUACUGAGAGACAUGGGGGGUAAUUUUCCUCUGGAGUGCCUGCAGGAGAAUGUCUUCGUGGCAUUCCCAGCCACCGCAUUUGCAACCUCCGGUGCGCCUCAGUUGAGUAGCAGUGGUGCUAAGGCUAUUUAUGAGACAUUGAAGAACAUCGACACAUUGUUUGGAGCUGACGACCUGCCUACUAAAUGGGAUCAACAGAAGUUGGAGAAUUUUCAGAAUAUUGUAUACCGCCAGAUUGAAGAGAGCAAAUGUAUGACGGGCAGUGUGGAUACCAGUGAUUAUCUCAUCAGGACAGAAGGACUGAAGACGUACUUUGGGAACAUUGCAGCAGUCCUAAAAGAAAAGAAUUUCAGUUACUGCGCCUGGGAAGUGGUUCGAAAAGAGCUCCUGUACAGCCUACAGUUCAUUCUGGAACACAACUCUGAUAGCCUUCUAUAUGGGAUCAGAACACAAACCACAUUCUCACUGGAGGAAAUUUUCAAUUUACUGGCAACAGAUCAUCUAACUACAUUAAGAAUGACACUUCAGACUGUCACUUGGAUGAGCGCCUUCCUCUGCCUCGCACAAGUUUGCUCCAUGCCCAUGCCUUGCCAGCUACAAGGACAGCUGGUGCGAAUAACCCACAACCUACUGAGAGACAUGGGGGGUAAUUUUCCUCUGGAGUGCCUGCAGGAGAAUGUCUUCGUGGCAUUCCCAGCCGCCGCAUUUGCAACCUCCGGUGCGCCACAGUUGAGAAGCAGUGGUGCUAUGGCUAUUUAUGAGACAUUGAAGAACAUCGACACAUUGUUUGGAGCUGACGACCUGCCUACUAAGUGGGACCAACAGAAGUUGGAGAAUUUCCAGAAUAUUGUAUACCGCCAGAUUGAAGAGAGCAAAUGUAUGAUGGGCAGUGUGGAUACCAGUGAUUAUCUCAUCAGGACAGAAGGACUGAAGACGUACUUUGGGAACAUUGCAGCAGUCCUAAAAGAAAAGAAUUUCAGUUACUGCGCCUGGGAAGUGGUUCGAAAAGAGCUCAUGUACAGCCUACAGUUCAUUCUGGAACACAACUCUGAUUGCCUUCUGUGGGCCAACAGAACAUGA